Haliotis rufescens (red abalone) is the source of this 5397-nucleotide messenger RNA. RefSeq names its product E3 ubiquitin-protein ligase RNF123-like. The record is from RefSeq and is a predicted model, not a curated record. Gene Ontology annotation, cellular component: cytoplasm. NCBI's taxonomy places the organism in Eukaryota, Metazoa, Mollusca, Gastropoda, Lepetellida, Haliotidae. Gene Ontology annotation, molecular function: ubiquitin-protein transferase activity; protein binding. The transcript has 37 exons. Bases 130 to 3840 code for a protein of 1236 amino acids.
CUAUUCACUUCGUACCUUUGAAAAUGGUGACUUCCGGUUGAAAACAAGGAAUUUCUCCUCCGAUAAUUUGAGCAGACGCCUCCCUGUCAUGACAGGAAUAUUAUUCUAAUCACAAUAUAACUCUUCGUCAUGGCUGACAGCAAAAAGAGCAGAGGGUUGGGUCACGUCGUAAGAUCCCGAGAGUCUUCAGAUCAAGAUCCCUACACACACAGUUUGCUGCGUCAUGUGUUUUCUGAUCAAGAAAAGUCGUCUGAAGCAGGGGCUGCUGGUGUUGAGAAAGCCAUGGACCUACACAACCUGCAAAGCUACAUCGACCUGUCUCUCAGUGACGCUGUCAACUUGCAGGGAGCUUGUGCUGGAGCACGGGAAGAAGAGUCAUCCCCAGAUGAAAACUCAGGUCGAAUCGGAAGUAAGGAGGUCUUCUUUGAUAUUUACUCCAAUGUCGGGACACUCAUCGUGGAGCCAGACAGGCUUGGGGUCUCCAGUCUGAGUAACUUCAGCAGUAUGAGGGCCAACACCUGUGUUUACAAAGGGAAGUGGGUGUAUGAGCUGAUGCUGGGCUCCAAGGGCGUAAUGCAGCUGGGCUGGUGUACCAUGCAGUGCAAGUUUUCACAAGAGGAGGGUGUAGGCGACACUCAAGACUCCUAUGCUUAUGAUGGGAGUCGACUGAGGAAAUGGAAUGUGAAGACACAGAAAUAUGGAGAACCAUGGUUGACUGGAGAUGUGAUCAGUUGUGCCAUUGACUGUGAUGAAGGAACGAUGACAUUUUACAGAAAUGGAAACUGCAUGGGACAGGCCUUUUCAACAGUUCGUCGCGGGCCAGGCCUGGCCUACUUCCCUGCUGUUAGUCUUUCAAUAUCGGAGAACCUUCGUGCCAAUUUUGGCGCCACACCUCUAAGAUAUCCGCUGGAAGGGUAUCAACCACUGCAAGACCCCCCCAAGUCAGAUCUAGUUCGGGCUCAAGUUCUGUUUGGCUACCUGGAGAAGCUCCUGCCUGUUAUGAUAGAAGAUGAUAAGGUUAUUGGUGCUGAAGUGAUUCAGGGCAAAGGAGAGGAGGCUCUACCUCCUCUGACAGAACACCGGACUCGGCGAUGUACGGCCAUGCUGGUGGCGGCACAUAUAUUUGAAAAAUUGGCGCCACUCUUGAGAAGUGCCUACAUUGUAGAAGGGCAUUUGUUAAAGUUUUUGUUGAAGUUCCGCGACUGUGAUAUACAUCUAUCAGAACAGCCUUACAUAUCGAAGCUGCUGGACCUGUUCUGGGCUCUACUUCAGGAUUUCGAGCUGAAGACAUGUCUGGAGCAUCUGGUGACCACGCUACUGUCAUCCUAUCGCUUCUCCCCUGUAACUUCAGAUUUCCGAUAUCCGAAAUUGUAUCUGAACCUCACCCUGGCAAUACUACAACACGGACGCACAAGAAAACACCUGCUGGCCAAUGUUCUAUUUGACAAGGUGAAGUUCCCCAUCUUCCUACAUAUCAAACCCCCUGACGACGGAGGCCUGGCGGAGAUGGUGCCGAUAGUGUACUGGGAGUACCAAACCAAGGAGGAAGAUGACCCUGUUCCCGAUGAACCCCCCGAGGUUCUCCGGAAGAAGAAAGACUACCUGGCCUCCUGUGAAGAACUCCGGAAACAAAUUGAAGAGGUUGAAGAUAUCCAAGUGGCGAUGCUCAAAGUACUUCUGAUUUGGAAUGACCCCAAAGAUGGUAAAACCACACGAGACAUCUUCAUGGAGAAGUUGCGGGCCUUUCUGAGGGAGAACAGCGCCUACACAAGAGUGCACCAGAUCCACACAUGCCCGCUGCCGGUGUCCCUGUGCUUCUACCAUCGACUGAUCCAAGCCCUGCGCUACUACUGGGACCUCUUUCAGAAGGAGGACACAGGCCGAUUUGUACACAGCUCAGGUUCCUUUGUCCCGGUUCAGGAAUUUUGGGUGGAUACUCGGGAAUAUUAUGAUUUCCAGAGGUGCGGAGGUCUGAUGUCACAUCUCAACAGGACUCUGGGUGCCGAGGUGAAUAAAGCUCAGGGUAUUUCCGUUUCUGAUGAUGGAAAAGUUGUUCGAACGGAUAAGAAGUCCAAGGAUUCAGCAGCUCAGAGUACUGAGGUGUACCCCGAGCCCGAGAUGCCCAGUGGGAACUCCCUGAUGAAACUAUUGGACAGCCUCGUCAUCCUGUACCACAUAGCAGCCCACAAGCAGCUCGGCAAGAUGUGUGCACUGAGGGACAACAUGAGAGACUUCGUGUUUGCUCUGCAGGAUACAGAAGAAAAAAUCAAAAGGUGCUCCACCGAGACGACUGACAUCCGUGAUGAUCUGGAACAGGCCAAAAAGGUUUUCCUCGAGAAGAUCACAGAACAGUCUCGCCAGAUGGGUUGGGUUAUUGCUGUUAUAUACUCUAAGUCGAAGCAGAACGACAUAGCGUGGAUGCUGCGGGUGAUCCUGACAACAGUAGAGAAGGCUUCCAAGUACAAGCAGCUGUUCCAGUUUGUCCCCGAGCUGUACAUAGAGAGCUGCAUCAACAGCUACAACGCCCUCAAGAACUACCUGCACCCAACAACUAAGUGUGAUCAGAUUGAAGGUUAUGAUGAACUUCUAGUCAAGUAUGCCAACUUCCUGACGAGCCACUUUGCUGAUUCCAGGAUUGUCAGCAACGACCUGAGGGACAACCUGGUACAGGCGCUGGCCUGCUUCACCUGCUACCCCCGCACCCUGCAGGUGCUGGAGGCUCUACCAUGGGAAAGGAAGGCAUCUGUUAUCAAGUCACUUAUAGCCCCUUAUGAGAACAGAUCCUGGGCACACACAAACUGGAUCUUGGUCAGAUUGUGGAAGGGUUGUGGAUUUGCAUUUCGAUAUCGCUUCUUGCCAAAUUUGGUGCCUUCUAAGGUCCAACCCACAGAGUUCAGCUUUGUCAGUCUUCAGAAGCCGUGCCCCUCGUACGUGUAUCAGUCCAUCCUGGCCAAGAUACUGCUGGAUGAGGAGGCCAUGUCCACCCGGUUCCUUGACACUCUGAUGAACCAACUCAACUGGUCCUUCUCCGAGUUCGUGGGCAUCAUGCAGGAGAUUAACCAGUUGGUAUCACACACAGAACACAUGUUCCUUGAAGGGCGACAGCUGAAGAUCUGUGCAGCGUGUUUCGAGAUCUCCGUGUGUCUACUCAGGGUUCUGGAGAUGGUGGUGUCCAUAGCUUCGCAGCUGUUUACAGACUGGUCACGGCCUUCUGCCGAACUCUUCCUCAAGAGAAUCAUGCAGUUACUAAGUCAGGUGAUGAGCAGAAUCACAUCCAAGAAUGGUGCUUUUGAAAAGCUGGUGUCACUACCACUGCCAGGUCUGGACAGUGUGACCUACUUCCCGGUGCUCACAGUGGCAGUAGGCAUCCUCAUCAAACUGCUGAUUGACACACAAGGAGAGAGGCAAGAGAAGGCAACGCGAGCCCUGCUGCUGGAUGCGGGAUUCAAGAUGUCCACGCUCGACUUUGUUCUCGGGGAGAUUCCACCUGAGAAGGGCAAGAAAGGGAAAAAGUUCUCUCUGAAGACAUAUGAGGAAGUAAGCAAGGAGGAGCUUGAAAACAUAGAAAGUCUGCGAGUCUACCUCAAGCACAAGGAGAACUCUCUGGAGUCACAGUCUCAGGUGAAAGUGAGAGACGAAGACCUGUGUACGAUAUGCUAUGCAAGUCCUCGGUCGGCUACGUUCAUCCCCUGUGGCCAUCAGUCCUGCAGGACGUGCAUCACACAGCAGCUGAUGGCCAAGAAGGAGUGCUUUUUCUGCAAGGCAAUCAUCACCUCUGUAAAGGACAUGCAUGGAAACACGAUCCUCCGAGAACAAUGUCAAGGCCAGUCGAAGCACUGACAGUAAGAGACAGUCUUCACAGGCGGACAGCGUUCACAUAUCAAGGCCGUCAAAGGGUCAUGGGUCAUGAGAGAGUUGGAUUUCAUUCUACAUUGAGAUGAUCCAGACGAUGUGAUUUUUUCACCUUUUACAAAGUUGUAACGGUUCAAUUGCUUUGAAACAAAUUUGUUAUGGCGUAUAUUUUAGUAUACUGAGACAACAUGGUGUGGUUGCAGCUGUCGUUGCAGGAUUGGAACAAUGUGUAUCUGGAUUUAUUGAAUGCAGUAAAUAUGGAUUAAAGGGGUUCCAAUCAACGUAAGUCAUAACAGAACACUGUGAAACAAAACAAUUUAUGAAGUACAUCAUUUGCUUGGGUUUAGCAGGGACCUGAACAAGUUUGACAUGUUGACGUAAGCUGUUAAUGCACAAGAUUUUAUGUAGUGGAAAGAGUCAAAUAUCUUUUGUUGAAACUAUCCGUCUCAAAGGCAGAGCUGUUGGGUGAGAGGGAGGGAUUGUACUGAACAAGUUUGACAUGUUGACGUAAGCUGUUAAUGCACAAGUUUUGAUGUAAUGGAAAGAGUCAAAUAUCUAUAGUUAAAACUGUUCGUCUUGAAGGCAGAGCUGUUGGGUGAGAGGAGAGGGAGGGAUUGUUCUGAACAUGUGGGAGAUAUUGGCCCAUGGGGUAACCAUGAGACGAUGAUCGUUUCAAGAUUUGAGAUAAACAGUGUCUACGAGUUUUGCCAUGAUAUUUUUAUAUUAAGUGCAAUAGGCUAUUUCAGACAAAUAAUAAUUUUGUAUUAAAUAAGACCAAAGUAAGUUUUUAGGAAAACCUGCAGAGAAUUUUUUGACUCCCGUCAUGGAAUAUUGGAUCCAAUGUAGUAUUAUAGUGCCUGCAGAAACUUUAUAGACACAUUGGUCUGAUAUGGGCAUUCUAUAUUGUAAUAUAAAGAUAUGUAGCUUUGAGGGUCCUGAUGUUUUCAAGUUAACAGGUGCCAAUAAAUACACCUGAACACGAAAACAACUGAUGGAGAUGGAUACAGGUGAAAGUAUCCCACCUGUACCGAUUUGUCCGUCUCAUUUGGAAAACAACUGACAUUAUGUAUUUGACAUUUCAACCAUGCAUGCAGGGCUCCAGAUAUGUUUUGAGUCAUUGAGUAUUUACUCACAUGUUAUUAUUCACAUCGUGUAUUGAGUUUUCUUUGGUAUUCAAUAUCUUUUUACUCUCUUUGUCCAGUAUGUUGUGUUUUGUAAACCAAUGAGGAGACUUUUAAAAAAUAUGAUUCUACUUCUAUGCUGUUUCAGGUAACUUCUAAUUAGCAUAUGAUAGUGUGCUGUCCUAGGAAAGUCACAUGUUGCAUACAGUAAGGAGGAUGUUGCACAUCUGUGCAUUAUUCUCUGCAGUAGACUCGAUGUAUACGUGAAGCGUGUAUUGAGUCAGUACGAAGACCUGUAAAGAUAUACCGUCUUCGACGUAAUAAGUGCCCUGGGCGCUCUCAAAAUUAGAAAUAGGGGUCUCUUAUUAGAAUAUUAUUUUGGUGAAAAACAAGAGUUGAAAGAUAAAUUUCAUGGUUUAUACUG